Molecule: messenger RNA, 7717 nt
Organism: Zootoca vivipara (common lizard)
Lineage: Eukaryota; Metazoa; Chordata; Lepidosauria; Squamata; Lacertidae
Source: RefSeq, a predicted model, not a curated record
AGGGGAGGAGAGCGACGGUUGGGGAGCGCUGACGCGACGCGGGGGGCGGGGCUGGCGCCGACGCAGGCCUUGCUUGCCGCCGCUUGGUUGGCCGGUUCCGCGGAGGUGGGCUGGUCCGUCGCUGGGUUUUUGCUAGGCGCCGGGCGCGCUACAGCGGCGGCUACCUGAGGCCCGGCGUCGCCUGCCGUGGGUCCCUACCUACCUGUCCGUUUGUUUCUCUUUCAUGCGGGGGCCUUUCCUGGGCGAAGAUGAACUGAGGGCAGCGGGGCUCGGCGAGUGACGGGCGGGCCGGGCGCCUGCCUGCCUGCCUGCCUGCCUGCCUGGAGGGUGGUCGCUCGGUCGCUCGCUCUGCGGCGGGGACGGUCCGUUGCCGCUCCGCCCCCCGCCCCCCGCCCCCGCCAUGAACUACCAGCACCUCCAGCAGCAGCAGCAGCAACUGGCCAACUCGGCGGCCAUCCGGGCGGAGAUCCAGCGCUUCGAGUCGGUGCACCCCAACAUCUACUCCAUCUACGAGCUUCUGGAACGGGUGGAGGAGCCGGCGCUGCAGGGCCAGAUCCGGGAGCACGUCAUCGCCAUCGAAGAUGCCUUUGUAAAUAGCCAGGAGUGGACACUAAGUCGAUCUGUGCCAGAACUCAAAGUGGGAAUUGUGGGCAACUUAGCUAGUGGUAAAUCUGCCCUUGUACAUCGCUAUCUGACUGGGACGUAUGUCCAGGAGGAAUCACCAGAAGAUAUGGAUGCAGGUGGGAGAUUCAAGAAGGAGAUAGUAGUUGAUGGACAAAGUUACCUGCUGCUGAUUAGAGAUGAAGGUGGUCCUCCUGAGGCACAGUUUGCCAUGUGGGCGGAUGCUGUUAUAUUUGUCUUCAGCCUAGAAGAUGAAAUUAGCUUCCAAACCGUGUACCACUACUAUAGCCGCAUGGCAAACUAUCGCAACACUAAUGAAAUCCCAAUGGUACUUGUGGGUACUCAGGAUGCUAUAAGUUCCAGUAAUCCUCGUGUCAUUGAUGAUGGUAGAGCGCGGAAACUGUCAAAUGAUUUGAAAAGAUCUACCUACUAUGAAACCUGUGCUACCUAUGGGCUGAAUGUGGAGAGAGUCUUUCAGGAUGUUGCACAGAAGAUUGUUGCAACAAGAAAAAAGCAGCAGCUUUCAAUAGGCCCUUGCAAAUCCCUACCAAACUCUCCAAGCCACUCAUCUGUAUGUUCAGUCCAGGUUUCUGCAGUACAGAUCAGCCAGACCAGUAACGGAGGAGGGAGUUUAAGUGAUUAUUCCUCCUCUGUCCCAUCUACUCCAAGCACCAGCCAGAAGGAGCUGCGGAUUGAUGUUCCACCUACCACAAAUACUCCAACUCCUGUUCGUAAACAGUCCAAGCGCCGGUCCAACCUUUUUACGUCUCGGAAAGGGAGCGACCCAGACAAAGAGAAGAAAGGAUUGGAGAGCAGAGCAGAUAGUAUUGGAAGCGGUCGUGCAAUCCCAAUUAAACAGGGCAUGCUGCUGAAGCGAAGUGGCAAAUCUUUAAAUAAAGAGUGGAAGAAGAAAUAUGUUACUCUCUGUGAUAAUGGCGUACUGACCUAUCACCCAAGUUUACAUGAUUAUAUGCAGAAUGUCCAUGGAAAAGAAAUUGACCUUCUGAGGACCACAGUGAAAGUCCCAGGGAAGAGGCCGCCUCGAGCUACAUCAGCAUGUGUACCCAUCUCCAGUCCGAAAACAAAUGGCUUGUCCAAAGACAUGAGCAGUUUACAGAUCUCACCAAACUCAGGAAAUGUGACUACUAGUACUUCUGUGUCUCAGAUGGCAAGCGGCAUCAGUCUGGUUUCCUUCAACAGUCGCCCUGACGGGAUGCAUCAGCGGUCCUAUUCAGUCUCCAGUGCUGACCAGUGGAGUGAGGUGACAGUUGUGGCGAACUCAAGCAUUAGUAGUGAUACUGGCUUGGGAGAUUCUGUCUGCUCCAGUCCAAGUAUAUCUAGCACCACAAGUCCUAAGCUGGACCCUCCUCCUUCCCCUCAUGCAAACAGAAAAAAGCAUCGCAGGAAGAAAAGCACAAGCAAUUUUAAAGCUGAUGGUAUCUCAGGCACUGCUGAAGCCAAACGUAAAGCGUGGAAACUAAAUCGUGUUGGUAGCCUGCGAAAUAUAUACAGCAGCAGCAGCACCAACACUGAAGAACAAGAAGAAAACUUUGAGUUUAUCAUUGUGUCUCUUACUGGUCAGACUUGGCACUUUGAAGCUACAACAUAUGAAGAAAGAGAUGCUUGGGUCCAAGCUGUAGAGAGUCAAAUUCUGGCCAGCCUGCAGUCAUGUGAGAGCAGCAAGAAUAAGUCCCGACUGACAAGUCAGAAUGAGGCCAUGGCCCUUCAGUCAAUAAGAAACAUCAGAGGCAAUUCUCGCUGUGUGGACUGUGGGGUACAAAAUCCUGACUGGGCAAGCUUAAAUUUGGGAGCCCUCAUGUGUAUUGAAUGCUCAGGGAUACAUCGAAACCUUGGCACCCACGUGUCCCGUGUGCGCUCACUUGACUUGGAUGAAUGGUCUAUUGAACUCAUCAAAGUAAUGUCCUCCAUUGGGAACGAGUUAGCAAAUAGCGUGUGGGAAGAAAAUACCCAGGGACAUGCAAAACCCUCUCCAGACUCCACAAGGGAAGAAAAAGAGCACUGGAUCCGAGCAAAAUAUGAGCAGAAGCUCUUCCUUGCUCCACUGCAGCCCUUAGAGUUUUCCUUAGGCCAGCACCUGCUAAGAGCAACUGCGGAGGAAGAUUUGCGAACGGUCAUCCUGCUUCUUGCUCAUGGGACACGAGAAGAAGUCAAUGAAACCUGUGGAGAUGGAGAUGGGCGUUCAGCCUUACAUCUAGCAUGCCGGAAAGGAAAUGUAGUGUUGGUGCAACUGUUAAUUUGGUAUGGUCUUGACGUUAUGGCCCGCGAUGCCCAUGGAAACGGUGCUUUGGCCUAUGCCAGGCAAGCCACCAGCCAAGAGUGCAUUGACCUUCUCCUGCAGUACGGCUGCCCCGAUGAGUGCUUUGUCCUUAUGGCUACUCCCAAUUUAUCAUGGAAGAACACUAAUAGGAACAACAGCAGUGCAAGGAUGCCCACCAUCAUCUGAAAAUACUGGCUCUUGUUUUCUGACCUUACUAAUAUUCAUACAUGUUAGGCAUUACUUCCACAGCUGAAGCCCAUGAGUCUGUAAAAGAGCCCUUCUUUUCUCCUCAGUUCUCACUUUCUCCAGAGAGGGCGGGAAUUGCCUGGCUACUGUAAAAAGACAAGAAGGAGAAAAGAGGACUGCAGAAACCAUUUGUUUUAAUAAAAAGAACUCAAAGGAUGAAACUGUAGAUGGGAGGAGAAGACAAAGAGAGGUCAUGGAUUCACUAAUGAUAGCACAUGACAUGGGACCAUUUGACUGGGUGUCUCGAGGCAAGGCUCUCAAGGCAAGUAUUGCACGAGAGUUACUGGAGGGAAACAACAGGGGGAAGACGAGAAGAAAUUGCAACUUUCCUUAACUGACAGUUCAGCACAUCAGUACAAUUCACCUCUACCAAACUGAACAUUUGGAUUUCAUUCCCUUUUCUAAAGAGCUUGACGGCAUAAAUCAGAAGCAAGCACAGAGUUUGUCAGGUCUGAAGCUCCUAUGAUGGUAUGUGUCAAAUCAGUUGUAGCUAAUCUGUCCAGGGAGAAUACUGGCUUCAUUACACUUGUAUAGUUGAGUUCUUCCAGCAUUACUGCUGUUUAAUAGAACAUGAUUAGUCAUCACGGAGAAAAAAGCAUAUUAGCUGAGGAGGUAGUUACAUGGCACGCUUCGGUGAUUGCUUGGAUGUGAUUGCAAUAUUCUUAGAAGCAUCAUAUUAUCUCAGACAUGUUCUUUCAAGCCCUUGGAGCCUUCCUUUCUAAAUUCACUGUCAUAAUUUAGUAUCUGUUUAAUUUUUCAGUCCAAAGAGAGGAAAUCAGUUGCUGAGUAUUAUUUGACUGCAGCCUCCUUGGUGUAAAAACAAAAUGGAAAAAAUAAAUAAGAAUAGCUAUGAAAUGCAAAAGGGAUUAAUGAAUACUGCUAAGGAAAAAAAAUUUCAAGCUCAUUUAUGAGAAUAACUACAUAAAAGGCUAAUUUUUUCCAUCAUGAGAAAUACAUUGUGUCACUUUCACCAAUAUAAAUGUGUUAAGUUUCACCCUAAAUUAUUUAGAUUGUGUAUUGUGUCUUUUGGUUAUGUGUAUGUAAAAUAUUCUAUUCAAAUUUUUAAAUGUUCGUAAGUAUGCAUUGAUUUUUUUGUAAGGCAAAUAUACUUCUGUUAAUUUAUAAACUAUAAUUGAUGUGACAUAAUGUGCAGAUAGUUAGGAUCUAAGGGAUCACAGAUUGUAGUAAUAGAUCGUGAAAACACUCCAGACAAAGAAAUAGAUUUUUUCCUUGAUGAAAAGCAUAUCUGUCUAAGAUGCUGGCACAUGUUUACAGAAAAGGUGUUGGGAAAUAUGGUUUGGAAAGGCAGACCAUUGUCUUCCAGAAGCACAAACAUCUUUCACUGUGUGCUUCCUGAAAAUGUUGUGGAGUGUGCUUGGGAGCCUGAAGCAAAGUAUGCAAGAAUCAGGGUCCAAUCAUAGCUUCUUGUCCUCCAGAAUGGAUCCCGUGGAAUGGCUGACUUCUGGGAAGGAUUUUAGAUAACAAUAGCAGUUUCAGUGUAUUGGUAGCACUGAAUUGUUUUUAGCUUUUGUCUCCUUUGUGGGUUCUGUGAUUUUGAAUUGCGAGGCAUGAAUAGGAAAAAGGGUAUGUUAUAGAGAAGGAAUUAAUGUUGAAACUGCCCGAGAGAGAUACCAGUGAAGAAUUCUUUACAUGCAAUAACAAAACAUACAUUUACCUGCAUUUAACACUCCUGUGGUAUUUUAUUUCUUUGUGACUGUAUUUUCCAUUGAAGGGGAAAAUAACUGGAGAAAAUAAAGCACAGAACUGAAUUUGUGCUGAGAAGACCAGAAGAAAUACUUUUGUAAUGUUGUAAUCUCCUGGGGCUGCAGACCCUCUGCUCUUUGUUGGGCAAGGGACAAUUUCCUAAGCUUUCUUCCUGACAGUUUACUAAAAUAAGGCUUGACAAAAUACAAUUUAGUGGUACAAAUUGUGGUAAUGCCAAGAGUACCCCAAAUGAAGUCAAUAGAAAGUACUUGGUUUUUGUACCUCCCCUAAAAGAGCAGAGGGUCUGCAGCCCCAGGUUCUGAUGAACAUGGCGGUGAUGGAGGGAAGGCAUCAGCCGAUUGCUAGUGUCACGUAAGCAGUGUUAUGGAAGCCGCAUUAAACCUAGUAUCUGCCUGAACAUCUUCAAAGCCACAAAUGUGGACUCAUGCUGCAAAAUUCCCAUGGCUCUUUUAUUUCUUUUAAAUGCUCACAGAGCUGAAUACACGAAAAGAGAAAACCAAUGGAAUAAGGCGGCCAACUCAAGCAUUGUUGCACAAAGACUGUAGUUUGUGCCUGUGAGGCUUCUCUUGGCUCAAGUUACCAGACAACAUUACAAAAGUAUUUCUUCUGGUCUUCUCAGCACAAAUUCAGUUCUGUGCUUUAUUUUCUCCAGUUAUUUUCCCCUUCAAUGGAAAAUACAGUCACAAAGAAAUAAAAUACCACAGGAGUGUUAAAUGCAGGUAAAUGUAUGUUUUGUUAUUGCAUGUAAAGAAUUCUUCACUGGUAUCUCUCUCGGGCAGUUUCAACAUUAAUUCCUUCUCUAUAACAUACCCUUUUUCCUACUCAUGCCUCGCAAUUCAAAAUACACAUAACCAAAAGACAGAAUACUGUACACAAUCUAAAUAACUUAGGGUGAAACUCAACACAUUUAUAUUAGUGAAAGUGACACAAUGUGUUUCUCAUAAUAGAAAAUAUGUAUCAGCCACACCCAAACAAAAGUUAUUGUCACACCUGAAGAAACUAGAAUACAUGAAGGAAGAGUAGGGGAAAGUUUAAGAGAACAAUUACCCCAACCAUCAGCUCCUCAGCAACACUUACAUACAAAUGCUAUAAAAGUGAAAGUAAAACCUGAAAUUUCAUUUAUUCAAAACACCUGACUGCAGAAGAGCAGCUUGUCAUUCCCAGAGUCAAAUGCCACUACCUGGCUGAAAGUCACAAUGCUAAAAUCAGAACUUCACUGAUACUGUAAGAAAAACUCCUGCCUCAUAAGCUCACUGUUCCUCUUGCAUUUCCUUCCCUGCCACCUUCUUGGAUAAAAGUCCCAUGCAUUGAAUCAAAAUAUAUUAAAUCACAGGGACAACAGAUCUGGCUAUGCCAUAUUUGCAUGUGGCAUAAGUGGAGUGUGACAUGUUUGUUAUGAGUUCAGGAUUAUAAUAAUAUAUUUAGUUAUUUUUAAAGAGGGAAAUCAUGCACUCACACUUUUCAAGGAUUCUCCAUGAUGCUCAAAGCAUCUUGUUUUAUUUAGGCCAAACCAGAUACAGUGGGAAAGAUGUGGCGUGUCUCCCAAUGCAUGGGCGUAGGCGGGGGGCAGGAGGGGCAAUUGCCCCUCCUAGAAGCAGAAGGCUGAGGGGCGCAGGCGCGGCAGCCCCAGGUUCCCGCUCCCGGCACGAAGCUCCAGAGGCGCGCGGGGAGCGUAAGCGGAGGAGGCAGCCACAGGCUUGCGUUCCCCGCCUGCCUCUGGAGCUUCGCGCCGGGAGCGGGAGCCUGGGGCCGCCUCCUCAGAAGACCUGGGAGGCGGAGGAGGCAGCCACAAGCUCGCGUUCCCCGCACACCUCUGGAGCUUCGCGCCGGGAGCGGGAGCCUGGGGCCGCCUCCUCAGAAGAGCUGGGCGGCGCAGGCAACGUAGCCAGGCCCACAUUCCCACUGUGGCCCCUCCCCUCCCGCCCCUUGCCCCCGCCCCUUGCCCCCCCUAAUUUUGAUCCUGGAUACGCCCCUGCCCCAAUGCUUUCUAUGUUCACUUUAAUGUAACUAUGGGGUGUGUGCCCAGAUUUGGAGCAGUGACAGGACAAGGGUGUUUUAACUCUUUCCCCACCGAUCAUUUCCCUGCUAAAUACAGAGAGAAAAGCCGAUGGGGGAGAGAUAUUAUGAUUAUGCUGCAUGGAUAAAGAAAGAGAUGUAGACAGCACUAUAUAUACACGAGUGUCUGAUUAAUACAAGAGAGUCCUGCAUAGGAGCAGGAUUGUACAGGCUGAGCGAGAUGUGACAUAAAGAAUGUCUCCUAAUGGGUUUUGUUUUUACUGUAAUGCUGCUGCAGGGGGCUCAGAAUAUGAUGUGGGGAGGGCAGUACUUAACUAUUUUCCCAUAGGCCAUUUUCCCAAUGAUAAUAUCUCUCCCCAUCUGCUUUUCUCUCUGAGGGGGAAAAAGAUACGUGAGCAAAGUAUCUAAGCAGCUAGAAGUAUUUAGCAGGGAAAUGAUCGGUGGGGAAAGAGUUAAAACACCCUCUUCCUGUCGCUGCUCCAAAUCUGGGUUUCUUCAGGUGUGACAAUAAGGGUGUGGCUGAUACGUAUUAGGGUGAAGUAGUUAUUUAGAGCACUCAAUUCAUAUCUGAAGUUUUUGUGUUGGUAGUUGAGUUACAUGCUUUCCUUUGUCUCGUCUGGUUAAUAUUGGGAGACAUUUCACUUUGCUUGUUGUUUCAUAUGAUCUUGUUCGAUUAAAUGUCAAUUUGUAUUAUGUUUCCCUCUCGCUUUCUCCAUCCCUUCUUAGUGUGUCAGCUGUACAGUAUUCUGAAUUUUAAAAAUGUUGUAAAGUAAUGCAAAGAGAGAGACUGCUAUAUUGGAUAUGUCUCUUUCUAAUAAAUAUAAGAAAAUA